Aspergillus aculeatinus CBS 121060 is the source of this 1605-nucleotide messenger RNA. RefSeq lists its product as uncharacterized. Lineage: Eukaryota; Fungi; Ascomycota; Eurotiomycetes; Eurotiales; Aspergillaceae. Bases 1 to 1605 code for a protein of 534 amino acids. The record is from RefSeq and is a predicted model, not a curated record. The transcript is spliced from 4 exons.
AUGGAUGGGAGCCAUCUAUCCCCUCCAACUGCUUCAUCCUCUGCGACUCCAGCUACUCAGCCUCAGCAGACCAUCGGCCAAAGGCCACCUCCUCCCUACUAUCUGCCUCUCUAUCCCCAUCAGCAACUGCCGCCACCCUUCCUCUUGGUGGAUCAUGUAGAAAAACCGCAACUUCUUCCCCAGGGUCAGGAGCAACCCGUCUUCAUCAAAAACGAAGAUUCUCAGUCCCCAUCCGAGGAAUCCAUGCAGAAGUUGACAGUCACCCUGCCGCGCUUCCAGUCAGGCCGACCGAUAUCGCCCGCCACCUCCGACUUGAGCGACUCUUCCACUCCCGCCUCGGAUGACAAGGCUCUGCUCUCUCUUCGUCUACCUUACGAUACUUUUCUGAAACCAACCUUGCAAGGAAGGAGUCUGGAUGCCAUUUUGUCGCUCCCGGUCUCCUUGCGCGACAGUCUGCAACCGUACUUCUACCACUUCUCCACUUCUUGUGCACGCACAUGUUUUCCCUUUGGUUCAGAGGAGUUAUGUCUCUGGUGGUGGCAACAGGCCAUGAAUCAGCCCGCAUUCCUGUUCAUCCUUCUCACCACCAGUGCCAUCCACAAGUCCGCGUCUGAAACGAUUGCAGGCGGCGUCUCGGUAGCCGCCCAGCAAUCCACCCAGCACGCCCUUCUCUUUCGCGUCAAGGCAUAUGAGUUUGUGCGCCAGAUUUUGAACGAGUCGGAAACCGCUGCUCUGGAGACGACUGCGUUUGUCGUGGCCCCAUUAAUAUGUGUUGAGGCGGCCGACGGAAACCAACAGGCUGCAGACGCUCAUGUUCAAGGGCUCAAGAAACUGGUCGAUCUACUUGGUGGUAUUGAGGGCCUGGACCAUGCGAUGGUCUCGCUUUUUUACUCUGCGGUACAUGUGUAUGGACUUCUCACCAGCUCGGAACCAGCGUUCCCCAUGUCCGAAGAAUGGAAGCAGAGAGUUCUUCAAGAGGUCUUCGCUGUCAAGUCCGAGGAGGAUUUUCGAGACCACUCGUACUUUGGUAACCGUUUCUUCGCCUCGCCCUGGUCUGCGGGACUGGACCCCAGCCUCAGGCUUCUUCUCCAACACUUUCGACAAUUGAUGGUGCACUACAACUACGCGCAGUCAUCCUUGUCAAAAUCAUCGGAGAACAACUUCGCCCUCCUGACUGCAUAUGAGCUUCUCGCCACGACCUACGUUCUCAACCCGUCGGACUUUCAGGAUACGCUGCGCAUUGCGAUGCGGAUCUACCUUGCUCUGCGACUUUGGACCUUUCAAGGGUUGCCAUGCAUGAAAUUCGUGUCUGAAGAGCUACAGCACAGUCUGUACACGACACUCCACCUCCUGCAGAGAACGGCGCCGGAUCUCCUAUUUUGGAUUCUGUUUGUGGGAGGCCUCGCCUCGAUGGGCCACCAAACAUCCGCAUGGUUCAAGACCUACCUCUCCAUCACCGCCGGCCAACUGGCCGUGUACAACUGGGAUGCCGCAUUGGUCCUGCUGGAAGGCUUCUGUUUCAUUUACCGGCCAGCAGACACGAUGGCUCGGGAUCUCUGGAACGCCGUUCAGCAGCGUCAGGAGCAAGAAUUCUAUCCGCAAUGA